Messenger RNA from Prosopis cineraria, 2833 nucleotides. Its product is annotated as protein kinase STUNTED-like. The record is from RefSeq and is a predicted model, not a curated record. Gene Ontology annotation, molecular function: ATP binding; protein kinase activity. The transcript is spliced from 10 exons. Lineage: Eukaryota; Viridiplantae; Streptophyta; Magnoliopsida; Fabales; Fabaceae. Bases 182 to 2275 code for a protein of 697 amino acids. Gene Ontology annotation, biological process: protein phosphorylation.
GACAGUUUUUGCCAUAGCCACCAUCGUCGAGCAGGAUUCGUUUCCUCUAUUCCCAAUACACAGAGUGGGAAAGCCCGAUAAGAGUGAGAAAGGAAGGAAAGCGACUCGGCUAGGGCGGGAGAAACGACGGCGUUUCCCACGUCUCCUUCUCUUGGAGGUACCACUUGCGAGGUACAGGUAAAUGAAGCUGUCCGGAGAAAGUAUGGCGUCCGACGAAGGCACUAGUGACUGCGACGGUGGUCGGACGGUCGUGGUCGGGGUGAAGUUGGAUCCUCGGAGCAGGGAAUUGCUUACAUGGGCCCUCGUCAAAGUGGCGGAGCCUGGUGACCAUGUCAUUGCGCUUCACGUUAUCGGCAGUAUGCCUGCGGGUACGGGAUCGCUCAUCUCUCUUGUAAAUACUUUUGAUUCUGUUCUUGCCGUUUACGAAGGUUUCUGCAACUUGAAGCAGGUUGGUCUCAAGCUGAAAGUAUGUAGAGGUGAGUCAUCUCGGAAACUUCUUGUACGGGAGGCGAAGUCGCUCGGUGCAUCAACUGUAAUUUUGGGGACUUCUAAAACGCAUCAUACAAUCCGGUCAUCGGCAUCCGUUGCCAAGUAUUGUGCAAAAAAACUGCCCAAAUAUAUCUCUGUCUUUGCUGUUGACAAUGGCAAAAUUGCGUUCCACAGAGAGGCUACGAAAAUACGUGCUAUUCAAGAACUGAAUGAAGGCCCGGCUUUAUUACAUAAAUCUUUCAAGCCUUGUACAAAGACAAAUCCCAGGAACUGUGAAAGUUGUGCGAGGGUGUUGGCACUUCCAGAGAGUUCUGCAACUGGAGCUUUGCCUGAUGAUCAGGAAAAGAAUGAUUCACUAGCUUUAGUACCGGUCCAGAAAACUGGUGGUCCUUGGUAUGCAACUGUGGUUCAGGAAUCAAACCAGUCUAAACAUGGUUGGUCUGUCCUUCGCCAGGUAUUUCUGCCCAAAAAGCAUAUACAGAAAUCCUAUGUGAGCAAUCCAUAUGUUUUUCAACGGGUUGUUAAACAGCCCAGCUGGCAUUCAUCAGCUGUAGUCCAUCCAGAUCUUAAACAAAUUAAUAUUGACAAAAAUGACAUUACUACCCUUGAUGGGCAGAGCGGUGCCAUUGUGCCAUUCAGAUCUGCUGCUAACUCUGGCUUGAGCAACUUUCAUGAAGAAUUGUCCAGGUUACAGGAGAAGUACUCAUCCUCAUGCAGAGUAUAUAGUUUCCAAGAACUUGCUUCUGCAACUGCUAACUUCUCGCCUGAUAAUUUGGUUGGCAAAGGUGGCAGUAGCUAUGUUUAUAAAGGAUGUCUUCUAGAUGGCAAGGUGGUGGCCGUAAAAAUUUUGAAGCCAUCAGAAGAUGUGUUCAAAGAGUUUCAGCUGGAAAUUGAGAUCAUCACAACUUUGCAUCAUGAGAACAUAAUAUCUUUAUCUGGGUUUUCUUUUGACGACAAUAACUUGCUUUUGGUUUAUGAUUUUCUAUCAAGAGGAAGCCUAGAAGAGAACAUUCAUGGUGAUAAGAAGGACUGUAAUGUAUUUGGCUGGCAAGAGAGGUAUAAAGUGGCUGUGGGCGUUGCUGAGGCACUGAACUUUCUGCAUAAUGGCUGUGCAUAUGCUGUGAUUCACAGGGAUGUAAAAUCUUCAAACAUCCUUCUUUCAGAUAAUUUUGAGCCUCAGCUCUCCGAUUUUGGGCUUGCCAGUUGGGGUUCUUCUUCAUCCCACGUUACUUGUACUGAUGUGGCUGGAACCUUUGGAUACCUGGCUCCAGAGUACUUUAUGCAUGGUAGGGUAACUGACAGAAUCGAUGUAUAUGCUUUUGGUGUUGUGCUUCUUGAGCUUCUUUCUAGCAGGAAGCCCAUCAAUAACGAAUCCCCUAAGGGCCAGGAGAGUCUUGUGAUGUGGGCAAGACCAAUUCUAAAGGAUGGAAAGCUCUCACAAUUGCUUGAUUCAAGCGUUGGCGAUCCUCAAGAGUGGCUAAUUGACAGAAUGGCUUUGGCUGCUACCCUUUGCCUCCGACGAUCACCUAAAUCUCGACCUCAAAUCGACAUUAUAUUGAAACUUCUGCAUGGUGAUGAGGAAGUGACAAGUUGGGCAAAACAAGAAGUCGGUGCACCAGAAGAACUUGAAGCGUCUGAUGGGGGACUGAAUAAUAUUCAGUCCCAUUUGAACCUUGCUUUGCUGGACCUGGACGAUGAUACAGCUUCUGUCAGUAGCUCUGAGCAGAGUGUCUCGUUGGAGGACUAUUUACAAGGAAGAUGGAGUCGCUCCUCAAGUUUUGAUUAAGCAAUUCAUGGUAGCACUAACUUCAAAGCAACUAUUUCUUUCCAAACUUUUUAUGUUAUCCUGUGCCUUUCCCCUCCCUAGUUUAGAUUUUGAAAGAUCCUGCUGACUGGGUCUUGGAAGAGAGGUCCCAAUAAGAGUAUAUAGCCCCCUCCUUGACUUUGUAGCUCUGCCUGGGUUCAUCAUAAUUCUCCGAGAUGAGUUAAUGAGUCCAGUCCCACGUGUCAUAAAAGCUUGCAAUCGUAUUCCAAGUUUCCGCGGGCUAUUUUGUUGGCCGCUUGAGAGUUGAGAACCAUGAAGAGUGUGUAUACUUGGUCUCCUCUGAUGUGGCAUGCCCAUUUUCUCUUUUCUUUAUCUUUCGGGCAACCAUUAGUUCUUUUUUUUUUUUUGGUUUAAAGCUUCUCACACAAAGAUACGAGAAAGCGCAGCCUUUUUUAUUCUGUUAUGGUAUAAAAUUUUCCUUGAUCACCAUGUAUUCAGUGCACAGGAUAUUGAUAAAUUGGUACACAUGAAUGAAGAAGUUGCACCCUGCACAAAUAUGCAACAUGAUUGAGAUCAAAA